GAGAAAGGAGACUAUGACAUGUGAUCUGAGUGACUCCAGUCCCUAGAUAGGUAGGUAAGCUUCUCGACUCAAGGAAAGCGGUUCUCAAUGUUACCUUCUACAACCACAACCACCACAACAACUCGUCGUCUGCUCCGGGGCGAGAUUACUUAUUCUGCAGCCAAAGAAAUUGAAGCCAAUGUACUGCACUCGUUGAGCUAUUGGGAUCAGCAGAGUAGUUAUUUCGAAGUCUUGCGCCGAAAGAGCCAGCUUUUGGAAACUGUGGUCGCACACCAUCUCAAGUUGGUCCCGACGAGCUGCCGCAUCGCCGAACCAAGCAAAUGGCUUUCUGGGACCUUCGUUUGCAUCCCCAUCUAUGAGAACGUCAACCUAGGGAACGCUGAUGAGAAACUUCUAUGUGAAAUUGGUACCUACACCUGGCUCCAGCACAACUGCCCAGGAGUCCCCAUCCCGCAACUACAUGAAUACGGGUUAUCAACCGGCCAGAACUUUACUGCUCUCGAAAACCUGCCUUUCUUGACUCGCUCGGUCGAAGCCGUUCGCCGCCAUAUUCUAAGAUUCCUGGGAUUCCCAGUCCCAUUCAAAUAUGUGGCUCAUAACAGCAAUUCGGGAAACCUCUUAGGGGUCAGAUAUCUCUUGAUUGACUACAUUGAUGUGUCAAGGGGUAGGAUGCUGUCUGCAUCAUGGAACCAAGGACGGCAUGAUCCUAGAUUACGGAUGUACCUUUUCCGAAGCUUGUCUGAUAUCAUGUUGGUCAUUACACGUACUCCUCUACCCAAAAUUGGUUCUUUCAUCGUGGAUGAGAAGGGUUGCUUAAGGCUCAGGAACAGACCUCUUACUCUUGAGAUUCAGGAUCUGGAGAAUCAGCAUGUUCCGGUCGAUAUCCCGCGCGACUUUACGUAUUCCACCAUCGACUCCUAUGUUAGCGACAUACUUGCCUUUCAUGAGAGUCGCCUCCGUCAUCAACUGAAUGCGGUCAAUAAUGUCCAAGAUGACUUGUUCCAGAUGGCUGGUCUCACGGUGAUGAGAGCUGUUCGAAACUUAUUCUUCCGUCCCGGUCUCCGCCGAGGCACAUUCUACAUGAGCUUAACGGAUCUCCAUCAAAGCAAUAUCUUUGUCAAUGAUGACUGGAAUAUCAGAUACCUAGUCGACCUUGAAUGGGCUUGCUCUCCUCCAGCAGAGAUGAUUCAUCCUCCGUAUCGGUUGACUAACCAAUCCGUCGAUGCGAUUGAUUUUGACGCAUACAAGAGCCUGCAUAGAGAAUUUAUGCAGGCUUUUGCGGAACAAAUAUCGAAGCGCUCAUGGCAACACAGGAACCAGAUCUAUUCAAUACUCCAAGAAGGCCGGAAUAAAGGCACGUACUGCAUUUUUCAAAUUACUAUGGACUACUUGACGCUCAAUGCAGCUAGGUUCAUUCAGGAAAAGGUGAAAGACAAAGAGAAAUACGAUCGGCUGUUGCUCGAAGCUUUCGAACAGGCCCCAACGGACCAGAUGCCUAUGCAUGAAUGA
Messenger RNA from Aspergillus japonicus CBS 114.51, 1509 nucleotides. RefSeq lists its product as uncharacterized. NCBI's taxonomy places the organism in Eukaryota, Fungi, Ascomycota, Eurotiomycetes, Eurotiales, Aspergillaceae. Bases 88 to 1509 code for a protein of 473 amino acids. The transcript is spliced from 4 exons. The record is from RefSeq and is a predicted model, not a curated record.